AUGGCAUCUCGGGUAUCGGUCCGAACUUUGGCACAUGCUGCGCGAGCUGCAACCAGUAUUCCCCGCGUCACCGGUCUCUCUACCCCCACUCGUGCUUCACAAUUCUCUUCUGUCACCAGUGCGCGAGUCUCCCAAUACACUCGUCUUCAGUCUAUCUCGAACUUGAGGAGUUUCGCUUCAUCCGCAAGAAUGGCCGCCAACACUCGCAUUGAAACCGACGCCUUUGGCGAGAUCGAGGUCGCCGAUGACAAGUACUGGGGUGCCCAGACUCAGCGCUCGCUGGGCAACUUCAAGAUCAAUCAGCCUCAGGACCGCAUGCCUCCUCCCGUCGUCAAGGCUUUCGGUAUUCUCAAGGGUGCCGCUGCUGCCGUCAACAUGAAAUACGGGCUUGACCCCAAGGUCGGAGAGGCCAUUCAACAAGCUGCCGCCGAAGUUGCCGAGGGCAAGCUCCUUGAUCACUUCCCUCUCGUCGUCUGGCAAACCGGCUCCGGUACCCAAUCCAACAUGAACGCUAACGAGGUCAUCUCGAACCGCGCUAUUGAGAUUCUUGGGGGACAGAAGGGUAGCAAGAAGCCCGUUCACCCUAACGACCAUGUUAACAUGUCCGCUUCUUCCAACGACUCUUUCCCUACUGUUAUGCACAUUGCCGCCGUCCUUGAGCUCGAGCGCACUUUGCUCCCUUCAUUGAAGAGCCUGCGUGAUGCCCUUCAGGCCAAGGUUGAGGCUUUCAACCACAUUAUCAAGAUUGGUCGUACCCACUUGCAAGAUGCCACCCCACUUACCCUCGGUCAGGAGUUCUCCGGCUAUGUUGCCCAGCUCGACAGCAACAUCAAGCGCAUUGAGAACACCAUCCCUGACCUCCGUCUUCUCGCACAGGGUGGUACCGCUGUUGGCACUGGCUUGAACACUUUCAAGGGCUUUGACGAGGAAGUGGCUGCUGAGAUCUCCAAGCUUGCCGGAACCGAGUUCAAGACUGCCCCUAACAAGUUUGAAGUCUUGGCUGCGCACGACGCCAUCACCGAGGCAUCUGGAUCUUUGAACACUCUUGCCACAUCUUUGUUCAAGAUUGCUCAGGAUAUCCGUUAUCUCGGAUCUGGUCCUCGUUGCGGUCUUGGAGAGCUCCGCCUCCCUGAGAACGAGCCUGGUUCGUCCAUCAUGCCUGGAAAGGUCAACCCUACCCAGUGUGAAUCCUUGACCAUGGUUUGCGCUCAAGUCAUGGGCAACCACGUUGCUACCACCAUCUCCGGCAUGAACGGUCAAUUCGAACUGAAUGUGUUCAAGCCUGUCAUGAUCCGCAACCUCCUCCACAGCAUUCGUAUCUUGGCUGAUGGCAUGGCCAGCUUUGAGACGAACCUUGUCCACGGUUUGGAAGCUGACGAGAAGCGCAUCGACUCUCUUCUCCACGAAAGCCUCAUGCUUGUCACUUGCCUUAACCCCAUUAUUGGAUACGACAUGGCCUCCAAGGUCGCCAAGAACGCACACAAGAAGGGUCUCACCUUGAAGGCAAGCGCCAUGGAGCUCAAGGCUCUUAGCGAAGAGGACUUUGACAAGUACGUGCGCCCUGAGUUGAUGAUUAGCCCCAAGGAGAAGAAAUAG
Messenger RNA from Talaromyces marneffei, 1596 nucleotides. RefSeq lists its product as uncharacterized. The transcript has 6 exons. Gene Ontology annotation, molecular function: fumarate hydratase activity. Gene Ontology annotation, biological process: fumarate metabolic process; tricarboxylic acid cycle; malate metabolic process. Gene Ontology annotation, cellular component: mitochondrion; tricarboxylic acid cycle heteromeric enzyme complex. NCBI's taxonomy places the organism in Eukaryota, Fungi, Ascomycota, Eurotiomycetes, Eurotiales, Trichocomaceae. The record is from RefSeq and is a predicted model, not a curated record. The coding region runs from base 1 to 1596 and encodes 531 amino acids.